Messenger RNA from Cynara cardunculus var. scolymus (artichoke), 662 nucleotides. RefSeq lists its product as uncharacterized. The coding region runs from base 119 to 442 and encodes 107 amino acids. Gene Ontology annotation, biological process: translation. NCBI's taxonomy places the organism in Eukaryota, Viridiplantae, Streptophyta, Magnoliopsida, Asterales, Asteraceae. Gene Ontology annotation, molecular function: structural constituent of ribosome. Gene Ontology annotation, cellular component: ribosome. The transcript is spliced from 3 exons. The record is from RefSeq and is a predicted model, not a curated record.
UGCCAGUGGUCACCCUCGUCCCUGAACCCUAGACAUCAAUAGAGGCGCAACAACUAGGAGUAAAAGAAAGAUAAGAUCGCAGACGCAGAAUAGAACAAAAGAGUUGGGAGAUUCAGAAAUGAAGGUGAGGUCGUCAGUAAAGAAAAUGUGUGAAUUCUGUAGAACAGUGAAGCGUCGUGGCAGAGUAUUUGUUUUGUGCUCAGCAAAUCCCAAGCAUAAACAGAGGCAAGGCCUUUCAACAAUUUCUUUCGAGGAAGGUCCACUUACAUCCAGAAUAUCAGAAAUGCAGAUGACUAGAAGCAGUUAUCAAGCCAAGGAUGCUCCAAACUAUGGCGGUAUUGGAGGCGGGUUGGCAUCUCUACUAGUCGAGAGGAAGGUGCCGGCACUAUUUGCUGGAUGGAGAGUCAGCCUCGCCUCUCUUCUUCAGACACGUGCCAAGUGAUGAUAAUAUUCAUAGACUGAAAAUGGUAAUCUUUGCUUCCAGAAGAAAUUAUAAGUGCUCAUUGGGUAACUUAUGAUCAGUCUUCUUGCAUAAAAUUUCAUCUUUUUCUAUAAAGCAUGGGGAUAUUGAAUAAUGGGGUCUAAACUUUGUAGGAGCAUCCAUUUUUUGUGUUGCUAGGUUCAUACCUGCCUUCUGCAAGAUGUUUUCUUUUCAGGGAUCA